Molecule: messenger RNA, 504 nt
Organism: Pseudomassariella vexata
Lineage: Eukaryota; Fungi; Ascomycota; Sordariomycetes; Amphisphaeriales; Pseudomassariaceae
Exons: 1
Coding region: 1-504 (167 amino acids)
Source: RefSeq, a predicted model, not a curated record
AUGGGGCCCCUAAUCCGCAUGCUGGACCAGUCAACUCAACUGCAAAGAACAAACUGCGGUCUCAAUUCAGAGGAAGCUCAGAUCGCCGGCUGUUCGUUUGACAUGAUGAUGGUCAACUGGAUACCUCCGGAGUGUUUCAAUGAACAGCUUUCACUUCGCUAUUAUAAGUCGCUAAAACAACCAGUCUUUUUCCGCGAUGAGAAUCUCACUGAGCCCAUCGAUGACGACCCUCAAACCUUGUCGCAGUACACGGAUUUCUGGGGGUCACCGGAAUACCAUGACGUACAUUGUUUCUACGUUAUCUACCAGGGUGUGGAGGCUGCUGUCGAAGCUACUCGAAACGAGAGGGAUGUUUAUCUCAUGUCUCAUGCGACUGAUACGGGUCAUACGGAACAUUGCGUCAAUGCUAUUCGAGAGUCUAUACGGGGUGUCACUGACCCAACAAAGAUCAAUCGUAAUAACCCGCAGGAAUGUGUGCCAGUCUCAUCUAAGACAUCACGCUAA